This is a messenger RNA of Penicillium daleae, 1590 nucleotides long. RefSeq names its product putative rhamnogalacturonase B (gene rglA). The transcript has 9 exons. Bases 1 to 1590 code for a protein of 529 amino acids. Gene Ontology annotation, biological process: pectin catabolic process. NCBI's taxonomy places the organism in Eukaryota, Fungi, Ascomycota, Eurotiomycetes, Eurotiales, Aspergillaceae. Gene Ontology annotation, molecular function: carbohydrate binding; carbon-oxygen lyase activity, acting on polysaccharides. The record is from RefSeq and is a predicted model, not a curated record.
AUGUUCAUUUCGGGUUUGAUUCUGGCCUCACUAGCCCUCUGGGGCAAGGGAGUUGAGGCUGCUUUUGGUCUUACUACGAAUACUGAUACCUACAUUGUUGAUGCUGGGUCUAGUAACCCACUGAAAUUCACGGUUGACCGGUCAAAUUGUGAUAUCACUUCGAUCAACUACUAUGGGUCUGAACUGCAGUAUCAAUCUACCGGCUCGCAUAUUGGCUCGGGAUUGGGUAGUGCGACUGUUACUGCGACGCAGAGCGGCGACUACAUCAAGAUCACCUGCGAGACGGACACUCUGACGCACUAUUAUGUUGCGCACAGUGGAGACUCUAUCAUUUAUAUGGCGACGUAUACUACAGCCGAACCCUCGGUCGGAGAACUUCGGUACAUCGCCCGUCUCAAUGCAGACCUCCUCCCGAACGAAGAACCUUUCGGCACAGUCUCCAACAUCGCCGGCGGUACUGCAAUCGAAGGAUCAGAUGUGUACCUAGUUGGCUCCGAGACCCGCAGCAAGUUCUACUCAAGCGAACGAUUCAUCGAUGAUCAGAGACACUGCGUGUCUGGAUCUGCCCAUCGAGUCUGCAUGAUCCUCAAUCAAUACGAGACUUCCGCCGGAGGACCCUUCCACCGCGACAUUAACACCAACAACGUUGGCAGCUACACCGGGUUAUACUGGUACAUGAACUCGGGACACGUACAAACCGAAUCAUACCGUCAGGGUUUGCACGGUCCCUACCUGAUGUACUUUAGUCGCAGCGGCACCCCGAGCACGAACAUCGACACGUCUUUCUUCGCGGAUCUCAGCAUUAAGGGGUACGUCGCGACAUCUGGGCGGGGAUAUGUCUCCGGCACAGCGUCUGGCGCGGACUCCUCUAUGAAAUGGGUUGUCCACUGGUACAACGACGCCGCCCAAUACUGGACCUACACCUCCUCUAGCGGGAGCUUCACAUCGCCCGCCAUGAAACCAGGCACAUACACCAUGGUCUACUACCAGGGCGAGUAUCCCGUCGCUACAAGCUCAGUAACCGUAACAGCAGGAUCAACGAUAAGCAAAAAUAUCUCCGGCUCCGUGAAAACAGGGACGACAAUUUUCAAAAUCGGAGAAUGGGACGGACAACCAACAGGCUUCCUAAACGCCCCCUCCCAACUCCGCAUGCACCCAUCCGACACCCGCAUGUCCCCCUGGACCUCCACCCCAACAUACACAGUCGGCACCACCUCCCCAUCGUCCUUCCCCAUGGCGCUCUUCAAAUCCGUAAACUCGCCCCUAACAAUCAAAUUCACCGCAACAUCGGCGCAAACAGGCGCCGCAACGCUACGCAUCGGCACCACGCUUUCGUUCGCCGGUGGACGGCCCCAAGUCACCGUUAACAGUUAUAGCGGGAGUGUGCCGAGUGCGCCGGCGAAUCUGGAUUCUAGGGGUGUGACGAGGGGUGCGUAUAGGGGGUUCGGGGAGGUUUAUGAUGUUGGUUUGCCUGGGGGGAGUAUUGUUGCGGGCACGAAUACGAUUACUAUUUCUGUUGUUUCGGGGAGUUCGGGGGAUGAGUUUUUGAGUCCGAAUUUUAUCUUUGACUGUGUUGAGCUGUUCCAGUAG